UAAUUAAUCGGGUCAAUAGAGAAAAAACAGCAUUCCAUCUAACUAGGUUUAGAGAAAAGAACCAAUACCAAUAAACAUAAUGGAGACUAUUGUAACCUUAUACAUGUAUUAGUCAAUUUGUUGAAGUUACAAUAUAUGGAGUAUUUUGUUUUCUAAUUUGGGACGCUUCGCAUACUAAAACUUUUGCAGAUUUUUCACCGACCUCUCAAUAGAAUUUAAUUCUAUUCUUAAUACAAUUGAGGAAAUAGUAAUUGUAACUUAACUAGACAACCAAAAGUAGAAAAAUUCCCUGAAAAACCAACAUAUGCAUAUUCCUUUUGUUUUUCUUAUUUGUUUGUAGCUUUAAAAAUUAAUUUAACACGAUUUAUGAAUAAUCAAAUGGAUUAAAUACUUGGUAGGUUCCAAAAAAACAAACGCAUUCCACUAAGCAUGACAUAGACGAUCUGACCCAGCUGUUAGUAAACUUGGAAAGUUACAAUUACUCUAUUUUUCACUUACAUACCAAAACUUUUUGCAUAUUUUUGACCAAACCUCCCAAAAGCAUUUGAUUUUCUUUCCUAUUCAAAUUAGGAAUACUAAUUAUAGUUUCCCCAAAACACGUAUAUAUAUACAUAUUCAUUCUUCUCAUGGCUCUACAAACUAUGGCAGACGAAGACCAAAGCAAGAAGGGAGAAGAUGAUCAAAGGAAGAAGAAAACAAACAAAUCCAAAUCUUAUCAAGUGAGGAAAGAAUGCAUAAAGAGGAAAUCAAUGGAGCUUGCAACUCUCUGUGAUAUCAAGGUUUGUACGGUUAUUACUGGUCCUAAUGGGGAAUUGCAAACUUGGCCUGACAAUUUGAAUGCCUGUAAGGAAGUUCUUGAUAUCUACUCUCAAAAUUUGAAACCCGAAAAGAAGCACAAGCAAGAAGACAAAGAUCUCCCGACGCUAGUUGAAUCAAAGCUUGCAGCUGUCAACAGGAGAAUUUGUUUCUUGGAGAACAAGAAUGUUGCUGAUUAGGGAAAAGGAAAGAGAAUUGAAUGAUUUAUUUGUAUGGAUUUAAAGAUUGAAAUUUUGUUUUUUUUUUUUCUUGUUAGUUCGAGAAUUUACAGUAAUAGGAAUAUAACCCAUAUUUUAUCCUUUUA
Solanum pennellii is the source of this 1120-nucleotide messenger RNA. RefSeq names its product agamous-like MADS-box protein AGL75. The transcript has a single exon. NCBI's taxonomy places the organism in Eukaryota, Viridiplantae, Streptophyta, Magnoliopsida, Solanales, Solanaceae. Bases 627 to 995 code for a protein of 122 amino acids. Gene Ontology annotation, molecular function: DNA binding; protein dimerization activity. The record is from RefSeq and is a predicted model, not a curated record.